UUAGCCAAUCGGACGCCCUCCUCAAGUUCAGCAGUGUGUUGUCGGAAGAGUUUAGCAUCUUGUGCUAACGUACUCACAACAAUGCUGUAAAUCAGAAAAUAAAUGACAUUUAUGAGCCCACUCAGCACCGGUUGACAAUAAGAAGGUACGAUGCGUGUUUUUAGCCCCAGUUUCUUAUGCUAACGCAGCCUUGCGAGGAGUAAUAAGGAGAGGCUGAUGUUACGCGGGUCUGACGUUAAUCCGCAGCAUCUUUAUUUCUAACGUGAAGAUGACCGAGAGGGAGGAACGGCGCUUCGCUGAAGUGCCCCGGGAGUCCGUCAAACUGAUGGCGGAGAGCGCCGGAGUGGAGCUCAGCGAGGAACUGGCGGGUCUGCUGGCCGAGGAUGUGUGCUACCGGCUCAGGGAGGCCACACAGAACAGCUCACAGUUCAUGAGACAUGCGAAGAGACGGAAACUGAGUGUGGAAGACUUCAACAGAGCCCUGCGAUGGAGCAAUACUGAGACCGUUUGCGGCUAUGGUGCACAAGACGCCUUACCUUUCCGUCCACUAAAGGAAGGAGAACUUUUCUAUGUAGAGGAUCGGGAGAUAAAUCUGGUGGAGUUGGCACUUGCAACCAACAUACCCAAAGGCUGUGCAGAGACGAUGGUUCGAGUACAUGUGUCAUAUCUUGAUGGGAAAGGGAAUUUAGAACCUCAAGGCACAGUGCCCACUGCUGUUCAGUCUCUAUCAGAAGAUCUUCUGAAGUAUUAUCAGCAAAUAACACGGGCCAUUUUAGGAGAGGACCCACACCUCAUGAAGGUGGCUUUACUGGACCUCCAGUCCAACUCAAAGAUCGCUGCCCUCUUGCCUUACUUUGUUUACGUCAUCAGUGGGGUGAAAUCAGUAAGUCAUGAUCUGGACCAGUUAAACCGGCUUCUCCACAUGGUGAAGAGUUUGGUGCAGAAUCCGUACCUUUAUCUGGGAUCGUAUGUGCGCAGUCUGGUGUCCAGUGUCAUGUACUGCAUCCUGGAGCCUCUGGCGGCCUCCAUAAACCCCCUCAAUGACCACUGGACCCUCAGAGACUACGCCGCCCUUCUGCUCAGCCACAUCUUCUGGACACAUGGUGAUCUGGUGAGCGGCCUGUACCAUCAGAUCCUGCUCUCUCUGCAAAAAGUCCUGUCCGACCCAGUUAGGCCUCUCUGUUCUCACUAUGGAGCUGUAGUGGGUCUGCAUGCCCUUGGCUGGAAGGCUGUUGAACGUGUACUCUAUCCCCACCUCCCUGCCUACUGGGCCAAUCUGCAAGCUGUGUUGGAUGAUUACUCUGUGUCUAAUGCUCAGGUGAAAGCUGAUGGGCACAAAGUGUAUGGAGCCAUUCUAGUGGCGGUAGAGCGUUUGCUGAAGAUGAAGGCACUCAGUCUGACCCUGGCUGCAGAAGGAGGCAGUGCUGCUCUUUCGGGCUCUGUUACAGGAGCUGUCGGGUUUAGAGAAAACUCGCCGGGCCUCAGCCCACCACCAGAACCUCUUUCCGAACCUCCACUUGGCAUUGCAAGCCAUCUUCAAGCAGGUGGAGCCGGCUGCCCAUGGGAGGAGUGGACGCCUGUAUCUCUUCCUGCCAUGUACUGUGAACUCUACUCGUUUUUUGGAGACAGUCUGGCAGUGCGCUUCAGCACUGACCCGCCACUAGCUGGCGCUGCACCUGCAGGUCCCAGUCAGCCUCUAGAGGGCAGAAAAGAGACUGCAACUGCUGCCCCUAAUCUUGAGAGCACUCGAAAAAUGCCCCAGCUGACAGCCAGCAUGAAUAUAAGCCCACGGCAAGAUGGAAGCCCACGUACUGAACCACAGCCUCCUAGUCUGGCUGCUACUGUCCCGGGGAGAUCUCUUGCCCGCUCGUCCUCGUCCUCAUCAUCCGUCUCACGUUCCAGGUCAUCUUCAUCACGUCCCGGACGCUCGAGCAGUCAAUCCAGAGACAUUUUCCCUAAAGCCCGUUUCCCACUGCCUCAGGCUGGACCUCCUGCUUUUUCUUUCAUCAUUGGCGGGCGUCAAAUGGGCCGACGCUGUCAGGGCCGACGCUUUCAGACGAGUUUUUCCCCAACUCCCCCUCUAACCUCGCUCCCACCCCGCGCUUACGCCCACAAGCUGCCGGUCAUCGGGAGGGUCAGCAAACCUGUGCGCCGCUGGACGUCUUCACAUUACUCACUUCACCUGCCUCUUUAAAUCCUGAGGGUGACGUAUGGGACGUUUUAGAAACACGAGACUCCAGUGACAUCUCAUCUGGUGGCUGCAUUUGAGUAAUACAGAUAUAAAUACUAAUACUAAAAUGUUUUUGAUAUUCAAAAUGCAUCACUAUUCUCUCUUCAAUGAUUGUGGGAUAAUCUUAACAGCAGAUGGGAAUAAUUUAAACAGCUCAUUAUGUAUUCACUAAAACCUUAUUAAUAAUUAUUUUAGGUUCAAGUGGUAUUUGAAUGGCAGUGUUUCCCAACCCGGUUCCUGGAGGCACACCAACAGUACAUAUUUUGGAUGUCACCCUUAUCUGACCCAUUAACUUCAGGUUUUGAAGUCUCUUAUAAUGUUCCAAUGAGUUUAUUCAGGUGUGUUUGAUUAGGGAGAGGUUGAAAAGGUGUGCUGUUGGUGUGUUUUUAGGAACAGGGUUGGGAAAACAACAAGAAAUUAGAUACAAGCAGAGUACAGCUGUUUGUAAAGCAUACGUUUUUUUUUCAAGAUGCAUCACUAUUCCCUCUUGAAUUGAUUCUGAGCUGAUUUUAACAACAGAUAAGAAUAAUUUAAACAGCUCACUGUGAAUCCACUUAAACUUGAUUAAUUUUAGGUUUAAGUGGUAUUCAUAAGGAAUUAGAUGCAAGCAGAGUACAAUUGUUUGUAAAGCAUACAUCGCCAUCUUUUUAAAAAAACUAAGCUCAGAAACCAUUCAAGAGAAAAUAGUAAUGCUUUUUUUUUUUUAGAUCUCAUACUUGAUUUCUGAAACGAUUAUUUGCUACAUUUAGGUUUUUCAUGAUACUGGAAUUCGGUAACAAUCUAUACUGGAAUUUUAAAAGCGUCCAUUUUCCCGCAAACUAUUGAUUGUGAUUGGCCGUCAAGGUCAUCAGUUCACCGAACUCACAGCUGUUUACUGAGUGUAAACACAGAUACAGGGACACUGGAGUCACGUCGAUCAGCUGGUUUGUCUAUAAGCUGACCUACGAGUGAUGAAUUAGAACAACCCAGUGUCACUGUAUCUAUGGUUACACUUAGUAAACAGCGGUGAAUUCAGUGAACUGAUGACCUUCACGGCAAAUCACAGUCAUUUCUGUUGAGCAUGUGAACACGAUGGCAAAAAUCAGUGAUUUCUAAGGAAUUUUUACGAGAAUUGAACGUUUUUAAAAUUCCAGUAUUGAUUGGCACCAAAUUCCAGUAUCGCGACAGCCCUAGCUACGGCUUUUCGAAGUGCUUUACGCAGAUGAGGCAAAUAUUAUUUUAGAGGGGAGAUGUUUUUGAAUGGCCGUUUUUGAAUUACUCUUCUGAUUCUGAUCAGUAGAUUUUACUUUGAAUUAUUUCAUACUUAUGUUUGAAUCUACUGAUGAUGAUAGUGACAGUUUAAGUGUAUAUUUAAUGUUCUCAAAGGAUGAAGAUGAGCAAAUACUGCUUCAUUGGCUUUAGUUAUUACAGUAUGUAUGUUUGUAUGAGAGUGACGUUUUUACAAUGAAUAGACUGCUAAAAAUAAAUACAUUAUGUAAUGUCGGCAAAAGAUAUUA
Danio rerio (zebrafish) is the source of this 3726-nucleotide messenger RNA. It is a transcript of the gene taf6l, whose product is annotated as TAF6-like RNA polymerase II, p300/CBP-associated factor (PCAF)-associated factor. Lineage: Eukaryota; Metazoa; Chordata; Actinopteri; Cypriniformes; Danionidae. Gene Ontology annotation, molecular function: protein heterodimerization activity; RNA polymerase II general transcription initiation factor activity. Gene Ontology annotation, biological process: regulation of DNA-templated transcription; positive regulation of DNA-templated transcription; transcription initiation at RNA polymerase II promoter. Gene Ontology annotation, cellular component: SLIK (SAGA-like) complex; transcription factor TFIID complex; nucleus. The record is from RefSeq and is marked validated.